CUCUUACACUAUUUUUUUUCUUUCAUCUCUCUCCGGUCACCGGAACAUAGCGUUAGGGUUUAUAAUUGGAUCAGUGUUCUGAAUUCGCCUACGCUUUUCAACUACAUAAGCGAAUACUGGUUAUCAAAUCUGCGUUCGUAAGCGGUUAGAAGUAUGAAUCCACUGACAUUAGUGAAGCGUAUUCAGAACAUAAAUUCAAAGGAAGCCUCAUUAGGUAUUUCCGAGGAUGCUUCAUGGCAUGCCAAGUAUAAAGAUUCAGCUUAUGUGUAUGUUGGGGGUAUUCCCUUUGAUCUCACCGAAGGCGAUCUUCUUGCCGUUUUUGCUCAGUAUGGUGAGAUUGUCGAUGUGAAUCUUGUUAGAGACAAAGGAACUGGAAAAUCGAAAGGUUUUGCUUUUGUUGCAUAUGAGGAUCAGAGAAGUACAAUUCUUGCUGUAGAUAAUCUGAAUGGUGCACAAGUUCUUGGGCGUACUAUAAGAGUUGAUCAUGUUACUAAAUACAAAAAGAAAGAAGAAGAAGAUGAAGAGGAGGAACAGAAGAAACGAGAGGCACGAGGAGUGUGUCGUGCUUUUCAGAGAGGUGAUUGUACGCGUGGCGCUGGAUGCAAGUUCUCUCAUAAUGAGCAAAGAGCUGCAAACACGGGUUGGGGUCCUCAAGAUGCUAAGAAUUCAAGGUGGGAGAAUGACAAGUUUGAAGACCCAACAAGGAGUGAAAGAGGAGGCCCAGGCCCAGGCCCAUCAAAUCGAAUGCAUGACAAAGAUGCAAAAAGUUUGAAUGUUGAGAAAGAGAGGUACCAGAAACGAACAGAUACAAAUGCAAGAGAUGAAGACACCAGAAGAAGCAGUGACAGAAGAUUGAAACAUGGGAAUGGGAAUGGGGAAAAAGUAAAACCAAGGAGGUAUGAUUCCGAUGAAGAUGGUGAUAGGAGGAAGGAGAAAAGGACGAAGCAGGAAUCGGAAUCGGAAUCGUAUCGAAGAGAAGGUGACAGAAGUAGGAGGGAAUCUGGGUCUCGUGACCACAGAAGGAAGGAUGAAGAGCACCGUGUAAGUGUAAGAUCACACAGAUAGUUUUGAAAUUGUUAAAUGGCGAAUCUGGCAGGAGAAGCCAAUUAUGUAUGUUGAUGUCAAGAUGUUGCUCCCUUGAUUCUGGUUAUUGGCUGUCAAUCUGUUGUUUUGAGGUUUUGUAACGUGUUUAGGU
Molecule: messenger RNA, 1195 nt
Organism: Lactuca virosa
Lineage: Eukaryota; Viridiplantae; Streptophyta; Magnoliopsida; Asterales; Asteraceae
Source: the annotation of a GenBank genome assembly